Molecule: messenger RNA, 5922 nt
Organism: Plodia interpunctella (Indianmeal moth)
Lineage: Eukaryota; Metazoa; Arthropoda; Insecta; Lepidoptera; Pyralidae
Gene: kuz
Product: kuzbanian
Exons: 16
Coding region: 446-3124 (892 amino acids)
Biological process (GO): membrane protein ectodomain proteolysis; Notch signaling pathway
Cellular component (GO): plasma membrane
Molecular function (GO): metalloendopeptidase activity
Source: RefSeq, a predicted model, not a curated record
UAUAGAUAGAUCAUAAUUUCCAAUAUGUCAGACGGCAGGGACGAUGAGAAUUUAUUUUUAUUUAUAAUAAGUUAGGGUAAUUAUAGGACAUUGUGAAUAUCAUGUGGAAAUGUAAUAUAAGUCUGUGAUUCCUUUUAUCAUAAAAAUACAACUUUUGGAAGUUAUUGUUCUAAAUUUUCAUCAUCCAUCGCCACGAGAGGAUCUAAGUUGUUAGUUAUUGUUACAAUCUUUAGUGCUGUGCAGUAAAUAUUGGCGGUGAUAUGUUUAAGUGUAUAAAUAGUAAACAAGUGUAUGGGAUUUAGUGUAUUGUAAAUAAAAAAAUAUUGUUUGCACGCGCAUGCGUUUCUGUCAAAAACAGACAAAGGUUUUGUGUGAUUUGAAAAUCAGCUGUAUUGUAAAUGCAAUGACUUAGUGAUACGAAAAGUGUGUGUGCUUAGAAGCAACAAUGUUCAGUGAAAUUGGUUACAUAGUUUUUCUACUUCUCGCUCUGCCAUAUAUUGAAAGCGCAUCCCGUCUUCGCCUGAACGAAUACAUAGAACACUACGAACCCCUGGAGUACGACUCUACGUCAGUCCACGAUCAGCAUUUACGGAGACGAAGGUCUACAGACGCACAGUCAGACCUCCGUCUGGACUUCAGAGCCCACGGGAAAAAGUUCAGGCUACGGCUGCGGCGGGACCUCUCCGCAUUCAGCGAUGAUUUUAAGGUGGAGGAUUCCCGUGGCCAGCUCCAUGAUGUGGACACGUCGCACAUUUAUCAUGGGGAACUCGCAGGUGAUCCCCAGUCCAGUGUGUUUGGUUCGGUGACGGACGGUGUCUUCGAAGGGAAGAUCAUGGCCAAAGAUGGCUCCUUCUACGUAGAGCAUGCGCGCCGGUAUUUCCCGCCGAACAACACGCGCACGCGCGUCCACUCCGUUAUCUACAAGGAGAGUGAUGUCAGCGAUCCCUACGCCCACAGAAGACAUGGGCACGUAGGAGGCUGCGGCAUCACAGACGAGGUGGUGCAGUGGAUGGAGCGAAUUCAAAACUCCGGAGUGGACGACGAGCUAUCGACGACACCCGCGCCCCCGCCCCCCACUGCGCCCCCACAUCACACGCCUAUUUCGUCGCCUCCACAUCCCAACAGUCUGAGAGAUGAUCCCCCUAGAUAUUGGGACUUUCCUCAUCCUCACAACAAAUAUUCGCGGAGCGCGAACACGGGCGAACAUUCGCGGUCGCGGCGAGCGGCCAUCGAGAACAGAGAUCGCAACACGUGCUCGCUCUACAUACAGACAGACCCGCUCAUAUGGAGACACGUUAGAGAGGGAUUUCCAGAGCACCGAGACUUAUCAAAAAAGGCUGAAGUCGACAUGAAGACGAGAGAGGAGAUUCUCUCUCUCAUCUCGCACCACGUGACAGCUGUCAACUACAUAUAUCGCGACACCAAGUUUGAUGGACAAAUGGAGCAUAGAAAUAUUAAAUUUGAAGUCCAGAGAAUUAAGAUCGAUGACGACUCCAUGUGCAACACACACCACUUCGAAACCAACCAGUUCUGUCUUGAAAACAUCGACGUGUCCAACUUCCUCAACCUGCACUCUCUGGGCAACCACGAGGAUUUCUGUCUCGCCUACGUGUUCACCUACAGGGACUUCACUGGCGGCACCCUUGGCCUAGCAUGGGUGGCGAGUGCGAGUGGCGCCUCUGGCGGUAUCUGCGAGAAGUACAAGACGUACACGGAAACCAUCGGCGGCAUGUACCAGAGCACCAAACGUUCUCUAAACACGGGCAUCAUCACGUUUGUGAACUACAACAGCCGAGUGCCGCCCAAAGUUAGUCAGCUGACGUUGGCGCACGAAAUUGGCCAUAAUUUUGGAUCACCGCACGACUAUCCAUCAGAAUGUCGUCCAGGCGGACAACAAGGCAACUUCAUAAUGUUCGCAUCAGCCACAUCGGGCGACAGACCGAACAACAGUCGUUUCUCGUCGUGUUCCGUCGGCAAUAUCUCCGCUGUACUUGAUGCGGUACGCGAUGGUCGCAAGAGGAAUUGUCUGACUGCCAGCGCGGGAGCUUUCUGCGGGAACAAGAUUGUUGAGGAUGGAGAAGAGUGCGAUUGCGGUUACGACGAGAAUGAGUGCAAGGAUCACUGCUGUUAUCCUCGACAAGUCAGCUCGUAUGACAAGGAGAGAAACAUUACUGCCAAAGGGUGCACUAGGAAAGCCAACACUCAAUGCAGCCCGUCGCAGGGCCCAUGCUGCCACGCGCGCACGUGCCAGUUCGUGCUGGCGUUCAGGAACCAGACGUGCCGCGAGGCCACGGAGUGCAGCCACGCCUCCUUCUGCUCCGGCCGCUCUGCCGAGUGCCCCGAGCCCAGGGUCAUGUCCAACCACACCAAGUGUAACAAUGGUACUCAACUGUGCAACAACGGCGAAUGCACCGGCUCCAUCUGCCUCGCGUGGAACAUGAAGGAGUGUUUCCUGUCAUCAACGCCCGUGCAGAAAGGAGACGGCGUCACCGCGGUGGUGGACCGGCGACUGCUGUGCCAGCUGGCGUGCCAGACCGGGCCGGAACCGGACUCGUGCCAGAGCACGGCGGAGUUCGCCGAUAAAGUUGGCUUGCCCAAGGGCGGGAUUAGCUUGCGGCCCGGAUCGCCUUGUGACAACUUUCAGGGUUACUGCGACGUAUUCCUGAAAUGCCGCGCCGUGGACGCGGAGGGCCCGCUGGCGCGGCUCAAGAAUCUGCUCCUGAACCGCGCCACGCUGCAGAGCGUGCAGGCGUGGGUCACGGACCAGUGGUGGGCCGUGCUGCUGGGCGGCGUGGCGCUCGUGGUCUGCAUGGGGGCCUUCGUCAAGUGCUGCGCUGUUCACACCCCUUCCUCUAAUCCCAAGAGACCCCCUGCCCGCCGGCUGUCGGAGACGCUGCGACGGCCGAUGAACACGCUGCGGCGCAUGCGACAGCCGGGCCGCGCGCCUCGCGCCGCCGCGCGCCGCGCCCGCCCCAAGGGCUACGCCGCGCCCGUCGCCUACACCGCCCGCGCCGCCAGGGACAUGGCAUCAGCGCCGGCGGGCCCGAGCGGGCGCCGCACGGAGCCCUACGCCAACGAGUACCCGCCACACUCGUUCGAGCUGCGGCCCGCGCAGAAGGUCUGACAGUACGAGUGCGCGGGCGCAGUCGCGGGCGCCCCUCACCUCGAGCUGGUGGCUCUAGCGCCGGCGCCGGGCGCCCCCCUGCUGCUGGGCUACGUCUGCCGCUCCGACGCCAGGGUCACUGUGGCCAGCCAGACCACCAUCACUCUACACUCGCCUGAAGCUUUGACAGUCACACAUCCGAAUCGACAAGAAAUAUAAUUAUCGAUGUUAACUUCGACGGUCAAAUGGAAAUCUAUACUUAGCAUCCUAAGAUGAUGAUUUGUGAUGAUUUAGAGGUGUGGCCUAGUGAUUAUAAUGACUAGAUUUUGAGGUUAGUGUGUCUAUUGACUAGUUACAAGAGUUCAUGAAAUUUGUAUACAUACAACAUUUACAUUUUUCAAUAAAAAGUUACUGAAAAUAAUUGAGACUAUAUACAAAAAAUCUUUUCCAUAAAACAGAUUCAACGUAUGGCACGUUUUGAGGGAAAUAUUAAAUUUGGAAACAAUGAGUAACAUGCAUUAACUCAUAGGCUGCAAUUUCUAAGUUGAUUACAAAUCCUCUUACAUCAGUACCAUUGAGAUUUCCGUCUUAUUUGACCUUCAAAGUUGCAGGCAGAGUGAACAUCCAUUACGCGUGUCUAAUCUGUAAAUUGUUUAAAUAAAAACACGCAAUGGACAUAUACCAAGUCACGAAUAGUCGGUCUGGACUUCAGAGUAAUGACAUACAUAUAGAGGCGCUUUAUGAACAAUAUGAUAAACAUAAUUCAUAUCGACACUACUCGUAAACAUUUAGCCAUCGCAUUUUAACUGAUCGACAACAUAUUUGACAGCAAAAAGAGGCAUUAAUAGGACAUAACAUUAACAGGACCAUUUUUGGCAACAUUUUGACCUAACGUCAAAUCUAACUGCGAUCGUUUUGCGUUCUCAGUAUUUUGAUGAUAACAGACUUCGUAAGUUGUCAAUCGCCUCGUUUAUUUUACGAAUAAUGGCUUUAAUAUAUUGUAUCAGGUGUAAAGGUCACGUCCAAAUGCAUCGUUGUUUUUUAUGAUAUAAUAGUAAAAAAUCGACCUAAUUUGUUAUUACAUACUUACAGUAACAUAAGACAGAACAAAAUGGAAGGAACUUACAUACUGUGCCGACCCCACAUGAGUGGGAUAAGGUCAAGAAGAAGAAGCAGAAGAUAGUUACAAUAACAUUAUUUUGGUCGGUCCACAGAUGAAAUAUAUACAUAUAAUUUGCAGCCAAAGUUCUCAGAAGUACAAUUCAGUACUCUAGAGGUCCGGACGACUACUGCUGACUAGCAAGCCGCCACGCACAGUGCCCCCUUUUUUAACGAAUUUGACGGUUUUUUGUUUGUGACUCGUGAGAGAAUAAGAAAUUAUUUGCUCAAAACGAAUAUCGGUAUACUGAACUGGGCUCAAAUCUACUUUCGGCAAAACGUGGUGUUCUCUAAAAUAAGCUUUUAUUUUUAUACGCGAAAUUAUUACGAAAACGGCGCGUUCACACAAACCGGUGACUUUUAUAUUCGUUAGGUAAUUCCCCACGCCGGACAUUUAUGUAUAUUUUUGUAUAUAAAUGAAGAGGUUAUACGAAGGCUAUGAUGAUGUAUAAAUAUCAUACAGACAUACUAAACUUUCGUACCGAUAAUACAAUAUUGUAACUGUAUAAAUAUUGCAUUCUUUUACUUGGAAUCUCUGUAAGUUAAUGGUUUUAUAUAAAAAAGUUAUUUUAACAUAUUUAAUGUAACGUAAGUGGAAAGUCGAGGUGCCAUUAUACCAGUCUGUAUUCCUAUUCCUUCGUCACCUUCCCAAACCGCGGUGUCAAUGACCUCCACGAUUGUUUAUUCAAUUUAAUUAUGGGCUCAAAAAGACUCUUUCAAAAUUGCAUUUAGUCUUCCUAUGGCCACUAAUGUACUUUUGGAUUCAUUAAAUUUAUUUACUAUAUAAUUUUAAGUAGAAUGUAUAAAUAUGAAAUUAACAGUAUUGCCAAAUGAUCAAAUAUUAUUAGACUGAAUAAUCAUUCAAUCUCGCUAUGGUAUUAAACAUUAUGAAUGCAUUUUUUAAUUUUGUAGCUGUGUGUAUGAGUUUGUGCGUAAAAAUGGCUCAAAUUGCAAUUGAUAUGAUACAAUUAUGUUGACCGAGGUUUGAUUAUGAAUGAAUAGACACUAUGUUUCAUUUAUCUCGACGGGACGACGAAUAUGGCACGUCGAUAGGUAAAUAAGUAGUGGUUUGUCCCGUUAAUGUUCAUAAAUAUGUGAAACGCGAGAUUUUUACAAACACGACCGUGGACUUUUUGACGAAACGAAGUUGCAUAUCACAGUACACUCCUUUUAUAUCAAACGAGUAUUUCGUUGGUUCAGUUCAAUUGAUCUCUUUGAUAGGUAAUGAGAUUUUAUUAUCAAUCAUACUAAGUAGUUACUUUCCGUCGUGCAAGCCAAAGAGCAUGAUGUAUUUUUUAUUAUUUCUACACAUUUAAUGUUAAGGUCGGUCUUAUAAGUAUACCAUGUUAAUGCCAUUUUAUUAGUGAAUGUCGAAACAAUAUGCAAGUUCUUCGUAAUUGUACUAUAAGAUUGUAUAUUUGUAUGUAUACCGAGAGCGUCGUAAUGUUUCAGUUAUAGAGUGACUUGACCAAUCGUUUAACUGAUGGACAGCAUAAAUUCCAUCACUAGUAGUACUCAAUGGCAUUAUUUCUCCUAAGUGUAAGCUAGUUUACCGUAAUAGAUUAUUUAAAUGACAAUGUGAAUAUUUUUAAUUAACAAGAUGAAUGUUACAACAUGUGAUUUCAAAAUAAUAAUAAAAAAACAAUAAAUUUUACAUGAAA